Hydatigera taeniaeformis is the source of this 2367-nucleotide messenger RNA. The record is from the annotation of a GenBank genome assembly. NCBI's taxonomy places the organism in Eukaryota, Metazoa, Platyhelminthes, Cestoda, Cyclophyllidea, Taeniidae.
AUGAAAACCAAGCUUUUGCUGAAUGCCAAUAGCACCAAAGGACUUCUUACCAUAUUUAUAUUGGUACUGGCAUGGGCAGUUGGAUUCUGCUCUCGUCUUUUUUCAGUUAUCAGAUUUGAAAGCAUAAUUCAUGAAUUCGACCCAUGGUUUAACUACCGAGCCACAAAGCAAAUGGUUGAUAAUAAUUUUUAUGACUUUCUCAAUUGGUUUGAUACUACUGCUUGGUAUCCUCUUGGUCGGAUAGUUGGUGGGACUGUAUACCCCGGACUUAUGGUUACUUCGGGAUCAAUUUACUAUGUUCUCCGAUUGCUCAAUAUACCAGUCCACAUUCGCGAAGUUUGUGUGUUUCUGGCACCUAUUUUCAGUGGCUUAACUGCUAUCAUGGGCUACCUGUUGACCAAAGAGCUCUGGAAUGAUCGCGCUGGUCUCUUUAGUGCCUGCUUUUUAGCAAUAGUACCCGGUUACAUCAGUCGUUCAGUGGCUGGCAGCUACGAUAACGAAGGAAUAGCGAUUUUCGCUCUGCUGCUUACCUACUUCCUUUGGCUGCGCGCAGUACGCACAGGGCAUCUUUGCUGGUCAGUGUUCUGUGCGUUGGCCUAUCUAUACAUGGUCUCAGCAUGGGGUGGCUACGUCUUCAUCAUCAAUCUUGUUCCGCUACACGUGUUUGUGCUCUGCCUUACCGGUCGCUACUCUACUCGCCUCUACGUGGCCUACACUAGUUUCUACAUACUAGGUCUCAUUCUAUCCAUGCAGGUGCCAUUCGUUGGCUUUCAACCGGUCCGCACCAGUGAACAUAUGGCUGCAGCUGGGGUGUUUGUGCUCCUCCAGGCGGUGGCUUUCUUAAAUUAUCUCCAAUCCCUUGCUCCCUCGGAGAAGCUACGUCCGCUUUUCACAAUGGCUAUAAUUGCAGUGGCCGGUUUGGUUUUCCUCGUUGUCUGCGGUCUUACCAUUGCUGGCGUCAUCGCGCCUUGGAGUGGUCGGUUCUACUCGCUAUGGGACACCGGCUACGCUCGGGUGCACAUUCCCAUCAUAAGCUCGGUGUCGGAGCAUCAGCCCACCACUUGGACGUCCUUCUUCUUUGAUCUUCACGUCCUCGUCGCGGUUUUCCCUGCAGGUGUGUGGUUUUGCUUCGAGGAGCUCAAUGAUCUUCGUGUGUUUGCAAUCCUCUAUGCCAUCUUUGCCUCUUACUUUGCGGGUGUGAUGGUGAGGCUUAUUCUCACCCUUGCACCUAUUGUCUGCGUCCUGGCGGCUAUCGCUUUUUCCCGUCUCUAUGAUGUCUACCUGAGGGAUGAUGCACUUGGUGGGGAAGAGAGCACUGAACAUAACACCAACGAGAGGCAAACAGGCAAGGGUACGACGAAUCCACGAGAGAAACAGCUGUACGACAAACCUUCGAAGGCAGCUUCAGAUAAGCAUUCCCAUGGAGUGGGUGGCAGCGGAAAGAAUGCUACCGACUCUUCUGACAGUGACAGUAGUGGCGGCGACAUUUUGGGUAUCAGCGUGCGCAAAGUGGUGGUAAUGGUGGCAACUUUCGUUCUCUUCCUGUUCAUGCUCCACUGUACCUGGGUGACUUCUAACGCCUACUCCAGCCCCUCCGUCGUCCUAGCCUAUCAGGGCAAUCAGGGUGAAAGAAUCAUUCUCGAUGACUUCAGAGAGGCCUACUACUGGCUGUGGCAGAACACACCACCGGAUGCCAAGGUGAUGUCAUGGUGGGACUACGGCUAUCAGAUAGCAGGCAUGGCGAAUCGCACCACUCUAGUGGACAACAACACAUGGAAUAACAGCCAUAUUGCACUUGUAGGCAUGGCAAUGUCCUCCAAUGAGACAGUUGCCUUCCGGUUGAUGCACUCACUGGAUGUGGAUUACGUGCUCAUAAUCUUUGGCGGAGUGAGCGGCUACUCGGGCGAUGAUAUCAACAAGUUCCUCUGGAUGGUGCGUAUCGCGCAGGGCGAGCACCCGAAGGACAUUCAUGAACAGGAUUACUACACGGCUCAGGGCGAAUACCGCGUCGAUCAUCAGGUGCCAAAGGCAAUGUUUAACUCUCUAAUGUACAAGAUGAGUUACUACCGUUUUGCGGAGAUAAAAUUGGACCCUCGAAUGCCAACCGGUUUCGACCGAGCGCGUAACGCGGAGAUUGGAGUUAAGAAUAUCGACCUUGUUCACCUAGAGGAAGCAUUCACCUCGGAGCACUGGAUUGUGCGCGUUUUCAAAGUCAAGAAGCCUGCCAAUCGGUUGCGUGUGGCGGUUGGUGGAAAGCGGCGUCGUAGCUCACGCAAGACAGCCUAUGACAGACGGGGCCUUGUCGGAUCUCGCGCGCACAUCAUCAAGGGUGUUAGGCCUGCCAACCCCUCUGCUUCGGCGCUGUGA